CUGUCAUCUAGUCUGGUGUUAUCACUCAGCGCGCAUGCGCCUCCUUGACUGUUGACCCCGCCCUCUCGGUGACGUCAGGCAAAGGGCGGAUGUGCAGUGUUUGCCAGUCGCUCCCCAGGUUCUGAGCUCGGUUAGUCCGCCUGCGGCUAGCUCAGGGGUCGCCAUGGCCAUGAAUUAUAACGCUAAGGAGGAAGAUGGCCACCAUCACUCAGGGGUGGGUCCCGGGGCCGGGGUGAAGAGCAAGAAGCCGGAUAACACGGCCUUUAAGCAGCAGAGGCUUCCGGCUUGGCAGCCCAUCCUCACCGCCGGGACCGUGCUGCCAGCAUUCUUCGUCAUCGGCAUCAUCUUCAUCCCCAUAGGCAUCGGGAUCUUCGUCACCUCCAACAACAUCCAGGAGUUCGAGGUAGGGGGGGGGCCGAUAUCGUGAUGGGGGAGGGGAGUUACCGGGAGGGAUUAUCCGGGGUGAGGGCAGGGAUUAACUGGAUGGCCUCACCCACACAAACUGCCAUAGAACUACAACUCCCAUGAUGCUCUUCGUAUAUGGAGGUUUAUUUUUACAACAGGUGAUCGGGGUGGGGUCAACCUCGGGUAUUGAGUAGGGGCAGGCUGCCUCCUGAGGGGUGUCAGGGAUCAGGUAUAAGAGAAUUGAGGUGCAGGUCAUAUCCUCUCAGGGUGGACAGCUCUUCAAUGGGUGUCUGCCUCAGGGUCUUGUUAGGUAAAUAAGGGAGCGUGUAUGUAAUCUCUCCUGUUGUCUGUAGUGGAAGGGGAACUGUAACUAAACAGUGGAGUCAGUUUAGGUUUACUUGUAUGAUUUAUAUUUUGUCUGUGUAUAUUAUGCAAAUCUGGCCUUUUUUAGUGAUAUUAAAACUGUAGAUUAUAUAGCCUUUUUUUUUCUAAUAUAUAUAUAUAUAUAUAUAUAUAUAUAUAUAUAUAUAUAUAUUUUGUGAGUUUGUCUUCUUUGAGGAACACAAUAGGCCAAUAGGAACCUAAAUAACUUCAUCUUAUUGAGUGCAUUGCCCCUGUCCCCUUACUCUGCAAUGUAAAGUAUUGCAUUUUCUUAGAAACUGCAUUAAUUGGGUUAAAGGACCACUAUAGGCACCCAGACCACUUCAGCUUAAUGAAUUGGUCUGGGUUCCUGGUCCAGCUAGGAUUAACCCUUUUUUCUAUAAACAUAGCAGUUUAAGAGAAACUGCUAUAUUUCUAUUAGGGUUAAUCCAGCCCCUAGUGGCUGCCUCAUUGACAGCCGCUAGAGGCGCUUGCGUGCUUCUCACUGUGAAAAUUACAGUGAGAAGGCGCCAGCGUCCAUAGGAAAGCAUUGUGAAUGCUUUCCUAUGAGACUGGCUGCGCGCACGGCUCUUGCCGCGCAUUCAGCCGAGGAGGAGGAGAGUCCCCCGCUUGGCGCUGGAAAAAGAGGUAAGUUUAACCCCUUCAACCCCCUAGAGCCCGGCGGGAGGGGGACCCUGAGGGUGGGGGCACCCUCAAGCCACUAUAGUGCCAGAAAAAAGAGUAUGUUUUCCUGGCACUAUAGUGGUCCUUUAACGCCACCACUAGUGGCUGUUGAUCACGGUGUGUUUUCACUGGUAGUUGACAGUAAAUUACAAGACCAAUAUCGAUUUUUCAGAAAUAUGAAAAAUGUGCGUCUGUUAGAGUGUGUGUGUCUCUCCCUGUCAGUGUUUCUAUAAAUUUAUGAAGCUGUGCACAUAUUGGUUGUAUGUGGGGACAGUCUCCUCCGCACUCCCUCCAGCAUGGUUUGGAUACCCCAGGGAACAUAUGUUGUAGACUAACUGGGGUGAAGUACCACCGAGUCAGGAUUUUAUUCGAUAACUCAGUGCGAUUGGUGCAUUGUGAGAUAGAUGCAGUGAAUUUCAAGAUUGAUCUCCACUCCCUCACCUCAAAUUUCUUGCCUAGUUCAGUUUCCCAUCCAGCUCUAAAUGUAGCUUUUAAUGUAUAGACUGCUGAGAUAAGUCUGAUUACAGAUGGAGAUGGCCUUCCGGCUAUGCAUGCCAUUCAGGAGACCUCAAAUUUUCCUGUUUUUAAGUUACGUGCCGUAGGUACAUAUUGGCACUAGAGCCCUUGGCGUGCGCCAUUCGAAAUAACCCUCACAUAACAGGCAUUGACAUAGACGAUAUGGAGCCGCAGAAGCUCGCCCUGUUUGCGGGUGACAUCUUCCUUGUGGUGUCUGAUGCUCUCCGGGCUCUCCCAUAUGUCCAGGAGACAUUAGCUGCAUACAAAGCAGUAUCCUACCACAAAAUUAAUCUAACUAAAUCACAAGCCCUGGCUCUCAACGUUCCAGACUCUCACCUAUCCCUCCUUAGACUGUCCUAUAAAUUUGACUGGAGGCUGGAAUACAUAAAAUAUUAAGGCAUCAAUCUCUAUGCUGAUCUUCAAUUACUCAUGGAGAUAAUCAUUCAUAAAGAUCUCCACUAAACUAAUGCUUUCUUAUAGGAUAUUGUGCAUGGGUCUCUAUAAGUAACAUUCAGCACCUCCAUGCAGAGCCUGGAGACUCUGAACAAAGGUGCUGCACACUGUGCAGUACUGACACAGGACUCUCUAGUGGCGUCUGAGUGACUCACUAAAGGUGUUACUAGGCAGCAAUGUAAACACUGCCUUUUCUCGGAAAAGGCAGUGUUUACAUUAAAAAGGCUACAGGGACAGGCUUUAGGCACCAGAACAACAACAUUAAAGGGACUCUCCAGUGCCAGGAAAACAAUCCGUUUUCCUGGCACUGCAGGUCCCCUCGCCCUCCCACCCCCCAUCCUCAGUGACUUACCUGAGACCACUGCUGAUGUCCCUCGGCGGUGGUUCUCGGUCCGCCCACGCUCCUCCAACACCGACAUCAGCCGGCGGGGGAGACCGACUGCGCAUGUGCAGCCACCGGCGGGGGAGACCUAGUGCGCAUGCGCGGCAAUGCUGCGCACGCGCAUUACUCCUCCCCAUAGGAAAGCAUUGAAAAUGCUUUCAGUGCUUUCCUAUGGGGAUUUUAGCGACACUGGAGGUCCUCACAUAGUGAAUAGCUAUAGCAAACCAGUGCUGUGGACCAGGAAGUGCUAGAAGACAGCCACUAGAAGGAGGAGUUAACCCCUGCAAGGUAGUUAUUGCAGUUUAUAAAAACUGCAAUAAUUACACUUGCAGGGUUAAGGUUAGUGGGAGUUGGCACCCUAUCCACUCCAAUGGGCAAAAGUGGUCUGGGUGCCUGGAGUGUCCCUUUAAGCUGUAGUGGUUCUGGUGACAAUAGUGUCCCUUUUAAGAAUUGUAUAUUUCUCAUAAAUUUAAGCUCUUAACUUUUUUAGCUGGAUCCUAGAUUCCAAACAAAUUUGUCAAGCCCUGGCAUAAGGUACACAUGUUUAGUGUUAUUAUCCCCUUUAUCAAUGCAUGACAUUCUUGACCAGUCAGAGGCAACCUAGCUACCCCUGUCUGGAGACAGGAGAGCUGGGUACAGGAACCCCAAUGUUAAGGUUAAACAGUUGCUAAGUAGUUUAUUUCUUAAAAGGAAAAAGAUUUCUGGACACUGAUACUUUCCUAACAACUUAAAUAAGCUUAAGUUUUAAGGGGGUGUUUUCCUUGAAACAUCAAAGCAACUUCAUCUUAAUGAAGACCCAAUAAUAUCACAUACUGGGGCUGCUUUUGACUUGACUUUAAACCUGAUUACUCUGAAGAAAUCUGCAUGAGAGUGAGUGUGUUGAAGUCCAUGUUAUCUAGAUUACAGAUUGCCAAUGUGACAGUUUGUUUGAACUCUUAAGUGUGCAGCAUUAUAAAGGUAUACUUCUAUUUCUAUUCAUAUAAUGAUCACAAGGCAUGUGAGAAACUAUUUUUGGAGAGUCAGUGAGAGCAGGGUGAAGAAAUGUGUGUGGGUUAUAAAUAAUACGCCUAAAAAUAUGAUUGGUUGUUAUCAAUGCUGUUUUAGACACUUGCUUUUUAUAUUUCAUAUACAUGUUUGUUGGGUCUCAAGUCCUCAUAAUAAAUCACAACACUAUAAGCUGAAGCUUAUGAACCUUUCCAGAAACCAAAAAUGUAAUUUUCCUCCCUGAUACUCUUAAAUGGAUACUAUAAUCACAAAAUAACUUUGGAUUUAUUAAGCCAUAUUGAUGUAUAGAUCAUGCCUCCGCAGUCUCACUGCUCAAUUUUCUGCCAUUUAGGAGUUAAAUGUUUAUUCUGUCUCCAGUGGCUGUCAUUCAUGGUGUGUGGUUACUGGGAGAGGUGAGUAAGUUAUCAAUAAAUUUACAAGACCAAUAUCGGUUAUCAGAAAUAUGCCAAAUGUCUGCUCUAAUAGUCGUCAGAACCAAUAAUCGGUCUACACUUACUUUUAAACCUUUGUUUCUGUCCAUGCAGCCCUAGCCACAACUCCACUGACUAUGACUGACAGCCUGCAUGAAAAUUAGUUUAAAUUUCAAUCAGAUGUUAACUUACUUUAGAACUUUUAUAUCUCAUGCUCUGUAAAUCGGAGUUUAUUCAAAUACAGGAGUCUCCUGCAGGGUCUAGCAAGCUAUUAUCAGAGAGGGAGAAUUUAGAAGACAUUCUAAAUUAAACAGACUGUGCAUUAAAAGAAGUAAUAAACAUUAGAUCUCACUUUACAGGAAGUGUUUAGAACGGCUGUGUCAGUUGCAGCCAGGUGUGACUGGUUGUUGAUGGUUUUUAUAGUGCGUUCAGUGCUGACUUCUCUGUCCUGCCCCAAAACAAUUUAUUUCAAUAAAUUGACAGCUUGGAAACAAGACUUUAAGAUGUUACUUGCCAUUUUUCAUACAAUCACAGUGAGCCAUAGAGAAUCGUUGCAUCAAUGAUUCUCUAUGGAGCACUCAUAGGCACAUCAAGAGCUGUACAUGAGCCUAUGUUCCCCAGUGCUCUCUGUGAUGAUCAUUGGAUUAGCCCAUCAUCUUGGAGGCACUCCUCCAGUAUGACGUAACUUGAGAAGUUUGUGGCAGUGUCAAGGGAGACUUGGUGCUAGAGAAAAGGUUGUGAGUUAAUCGUUUUUUUUUUUUUGUGUGUUUUUUUUGUUUUUUUGUUUUAUAAUUCUGGUUACACAUGGAGGGGAACUAAAUAAGUGGCAUCAGGGCUUCAGUUUAGGAAUACAGAUAUGUUUCCUAACUCUACUGUGUUCCUAUAAGGCAUGUCUCCCAGCAAUCCUGUCAUUUCAAUUUUGUUCCCGGUUUCGCUUUUGGGGACACCAAAGAACUUUCGUUGGGCAGGACAGGAAAUUGGAGUGUGGUUUAAAAAAAAAAAUACCGAAGAGCUUUCUAUAAGGAGAAAAUAGAACAUGAAUGUGAAACGCAAUCCAACAUUUUCUUGGUUCCUUUAAAUUACUCCCUGUUAAUUGAUUAUCACAAUUUAGGUGAUUUUGGACAUGUAAUUCUGGCAUUUCUGGUUUUAGAUAAUUGCAAAAUUAUAAGCAGUAUUGUAUGUCCACAACAUAGUACAGUGCUUAACACUGCUCUGGGAGUUGUUAGGAACAGAUCCAUUUUUAUUUUUUUAAAUUUUCUUUUUUUUUUAAUAAAGAAAUCCAACACUGUCUUUUGAGGUGGCGAAAUCGUGCAUAGUAGAUUUUGUGUGUUGUCAAGAGGGACACUGGACUCAUACGGGUACAUAUUUGAAUUAGUGCAAACUGCAAUUUUAAUCAAGGAUUUAUUUUCUCAUUUAACAUGUUCUUGUUUUCACAAUUGUAAUUUUAUAUUGCUCAAUAUUAAAUAAACUGUUCACUAAACACUUUAAAAUCAUUUUUUGAAAUACCACAUUUGGACUGAUUAUUCUGUCCUCACAAAAAUUUGUUUUUUGGUUGCAUGAGCAUUUUGUAUCACCAAUUGGAUUUGUUUUGAGAAAAAGUUGGGACAUUUUUGAAAAGUGAAUGUUAUUAAAUCACUUUCUGUAAUUGUAAGCACUACACUAUUGUCUUUACUUUUUUACUGAUUUACCAUUUAGAACAGUUGUGGCCAAAAGGUAGAUCCUGAAAUGCUGCUUAAAGGGACACUAUAGUCACCAAAACAACUUUAGCUUAAUAAAACAGUAAGUGUGUAGAACAUGCCUUCAGUCUCACUGGUCAAUUUUCUGCCAUUGAGAAGUUAAAUCACUUUGUUUAUGCAGCCCUAGUCACAGCUCGCUGCAUGUGACUUACACAGCCUUCCUAAACACUUCCUGUGAAGAGUAAUCUAAUGUUUACACUUGCUUUAUUGCAAAUUCUUUUUUAUUUAGAAUUUCUUAUUUCCUGUAUGUAAUUAAAGUUCAAUUUACAGAACAGGGGGUUCAAAUAUUUAAAGUUAGUUACAUCUGAUUGAAAAUACAACCAUCUUGUUUUCAUGCAGACUGUCAGUCACAACCAGGAGAGGUGUGACUAGAGUUGCAUAAACAGAAAUUAAAGUGAUUUAACUCCUAAAUGGCAGUGAGCCUGCAGGGACAUGAUCUAUACACCAAAACAGCUUUAUUGGGUUAAAGUUGUUUUGGUGACUAUAGUGUUUAAAUAAACAGCCACAGUUUUUACAGCCUUAAUGUCGUUCUAUAUAACAAUAUCUAAAAUAAUAGUACAAUAAAAAAUUCUGUACAGCGUCGUAGCUGAAUUGCUUGGAGUGUCUUGACUUAAAGGAAAACUAUAGGGUCACGAACAAAAACAUGUAUUCUUGAUCGUAUAGUGUUAAAAUAAUAUUUAGCCUUCUAUUGCUCCCUCUUAAAUAAGUAGAAAACGUACCUUUUACUUUUUUUGCACAGUGUGUCUCUAACAGAACUGGCACCACCACUAAAACGCCUUCUUGGCUGAUAUCAGAAUUGAAAAUCUCAGCGGAUCCAAUUCUUUCGCAUUAGGAGGCUUAUGUGCAAGUGCGGCCAUCAAUGUAUCUUUGUUAGGAAGGUUCAGUGCCUCCAUGCAGAUUGUGGAGACACUAAAUUUGUGAAUACCUGCAGACUGACUAUACUCACUAGAAUUACAUUAUGCUGCAGUUGUUCAGGUGACAAUAGCUUCCCUUUAAGUGUAUUUUAAAUGUAAUCGAGCAGCAAGGUCCCUUAAUGCAUCUGUGUCGCUUCUGGAAGGUCAUCAGAACUUAUGAUUUACUAGACAGUCUGAUGCGUCUCAUAGAAGCAGGGCUUAUGCUCUACAAUUUAAUCAUUGAUUCUACAGUGCUUCUCAUAAAGAAGCAUUGCAUUGAAAUAUUUAAGAACCAUAGUCUCCUCCUUUUUUUUUUGCUACUUCACAAAGUGAUUAGGAAGAUAGCUGGGAGGGUGCAACCAUGGCACAUAAUGAAAGUUUAAUUUGUUUCUUGAGAUCAACUCAUUUAUAAUGUUGAAUAAUAGUGAUAAAGAAGAGGGAACACUCUUUUAAAUCUUAAAGCACUAGCUGUUGCUAAAGAAAUGUGGGAAGCAGGUGACUGAUGGUUGUUACAGUAGUGUAGGACCUCCACAUGCAUUCUUUGUUUUAUUUUUUCAGUGUAUUCAUCACGGUUGCUUAUUAAAAAUUCAAGAGCCUAAGAUAUGAGAUACAUUGGUCCAUUGUAAUGAAAUGAAAGGUAUUGGAUUGAUGUAAUGUGAACUGUGUUCUUCAACCUUUUCUUGGAAAUUUCAUCAUUGGCAUUGUGCAGUGUUUAAAGGGACACUAUAGUCACCAGAGCAACUACAGCUUAAUGUAGUUCUGGUGUCUACUCUCUGUCCCUGGAGACAUUUUUAAGUAAACCUUUCAGUGAAAAGGCAGUGUUUACAUUGCUGCUUAGUAGCACCUUUAGUGGUAGUCACUCAGACAGCCACUUGAGGUGUUUCAUGGGUCAGUGAUGGCCAAAACCAUCACCAGCUGUCGUAGAACUACAACUGAAAUUUUGCAGAUGUAGGUACACUAUAGAGCAGGGGAAGGCAACCUACGGCACUUGUGCCAUGCAAGGUACUCAAGGCUGCUAGAGCUAAACAGGCUCUGGCCUAUCAGGAGUCCCAGUGAAACUUCAGAUAUCUUCUAAUACGAAAAGGUGGUGAAGGACAAUCCUCAAUUUAUGCAUUGCAGCACGUAGAGGAAGUGAUAUCAGAUCACUUCCUCCCAGCACUUGUGAAUGGGAAUUCACACUUUAGUAGAGCAGCCUGCAGCUGCUGUUGCACCUCCUGUACCUGGCCAGCCUGGAACCCAGGGAAGCCCCCCACACUGCUAGAUAUUCACAGAAAUGCACAAUAACCCCCCCUCAUACAAAUAAUAAUACGAACAGCCCUCAAACAAACAUACCUACAAUCCGCACAAACGUAACCCGCUAACAAUCCACAUACAUGCACACAACCCCACAUGCAGCCUCUCACAUGCAAUACCCCAAACAGCCCCACACAUACACACACUACUAAACACACAAUGUGACAUAUCCAUACACACACAAUUCCACAAGCAGCCCACAUUCAUAUGUAUCAUACACGAUACCACAAACUACUCCUGAACAUAUACAAUAAAAUUGCUCAUAUACGCACAAAUACAACAAUACAAAGAAAUUACAGUAAAAAUAACACAAGCAGAAUACGGCAGCAUACACACCUCAAUUUAAAAAAAUUGGACCGGCACGCUACGGGACAUCACAAUCCUAUAUUGGCACAGUGCUGCUAAAAGGUUGCCUACCCCUGCUAUAGAGUUAGGACCUCUUGAGGGUUCUUGAGUUGUACUUGCCCUUCUUACUUUGCCAUGGCCCUCUGCCUAGUUACUAGUGUCAAGUGCAGCAAAUGUCACACUGCACCAAAUGCUACUCUAGGAGCAGUAUUUGAUUGACAAAAGUCUGACACGGUUUUCACAGGGAAGUGCCACUUGUGAAGGUUUUCGACUCCUACCUCCUCACCAUACCAAAUCUCUCCUCUCUACCGCUUUUGUCACUUUACGGGGCUAUCCUCACUAUGUCCAAAUUCAUGUUAUACAUACGCUUAAUGUUAACAUGGCUAGGCUAGGUAAGAACCCUAGCAACUAUAUAGGACACUCAUUUAGGAUAGGGGCCGUCUCUACUGCAUCGAGCCAGGACAUUCCAGUCCAUAUAAUUAAAUCGCUAGGCCGCUGGAAGUACUCAGCAUAUACAACUUACAUACCUCAACCGGUACAGGAAAUGCAAAAAGCAUUAGAAAAAAAUCUUCUUAAUUGUACCUAGGUUGUAUUAUGUUCUUUCUCAAUAAAUUUAUUUUAAGUAUGUUCUGUUUUCCUUUUUGCCCUCUUUUAUUACUGGCCCACAGCAUACGUCGGUUUCGGCACACCUCAACCGACUUUUUCCCUAUCACCGGUUCUGUUGCACUAAUCUUACUUCAAUCAUAACCUAUGUAGCCCUGAACACAAAUUGGAAGGCUUGGCCUGAAGUUCUGGGAGGGACUUAUGGACCUUUAAAAGGGACUCACUCUUUCCCUAACCUACCGUGAUUGGUCCGACGAUCUUCUGCCCCAACCUCCACUCCCUUUAUUCAACAAACUCUACUAGUGUAGGCCCACUUUUAUUACUGGCCUACAGCAUACAUCUGUUUCGGCACACCUCAACCUACUUUUUCCCUAUCACAGGUUCUGUUACACCAAUCUUACUUCAAUCAUAACCGAUGUAGCCCUGAACACAAAGUAAAAAUAAAUGAUAUAUAGAUUGCUAGAUCAAAGUGUUGGUCUGCACUCACGGUCUUCAUAAAACGUAACUUUUAAUAUUUACAUAAAAAGAAAACAAAUGUGAUGCCGAAUAGCGUCGGCGUUUCAGUUCCGGUUCGGGACUUUACUCAGGACAGCAUGGAAAGUCCCGAACCGGGACUGAAACAUUGACACUAUUCGGCAUCACAUUUGUUUUCUUUUUAUGUAAAUAUUAAAAGCUAAGUUUUAAGAAGACCGUGAGUGCGGAUCAUCACUUUGAUCUUUGUAUUCUGAUGACCUCGGUCUGGCACCCGGUAUACAAGGCAACAUUACAAUUCAGCCUGCAGUUCAAGGAAACUCUGGAUGUAUAUAUUAACAUCCGCCGGCGGUUGAGACUUAAUGCGCAUGCACGGCAAUGGCUGCGCGCCUUGCAUCUCCCCAUAGGAAAGCAGUCUUAAAGUAGUCUAAGAAGCCAGAAGUCCCUCUAGUGGCUGUCUACCAGACUUAACCCUGCAAAAACUUAAAUGGGGGGACAUAGUGCCCCCCUGGUCCCCACCCAUGAGCGGCGGGUGGGGACCCUAAUUAAAUAAUGGGGGGGGGGGACCUAAUGCCAUGUGCUGCGGGUGGGGACCCUAAUUAAAUAAAUAAUGAAGGGGGCCUAAUGCCAUACUGACUUAUACUUAGUUUUAAAUGACAGCGAGCAGCCACUGGCUCUUCUCUGUUUACAUACCGCAAGUAGGGGCAUGCGGGAGGAUUUAACCUCCCUUUUAUUAAUAUGGUGUUAUAGUGAUUUUAAUGCAGGAGUGGGAGGGUUGUAAUGCCUGCCAGUUCCCUCCUUUUUUUUCUUUUCUUUUUUUUUUUUUUGCGCUUGCGGACUGUUAUUUUCUCUGUGCUGUGGGGGUUAAUUCCCCUGCAGCAUGGAGUCUAUUAAACAAAACGAAAAGGUGAUGCAUUUGUCGUUUUGUUUGUUUUUCGUUUGUAGGGCUUUCGUUUACGUUUUAGUAAACGAAUACGAUAAAAACACUGAAUUUUAGGACAAAAUUGUAUUAGUUCGAAAACUAAUGCACAUGUCAACUAUGAAGUAUUAUGUAUCUCUGCAAUUUAGAGUUUAAUUAUUGGGAAACUAGAGAGCUUUAAUACUGUUUCUCACUGUUAUACAUGCUUUGUGUUUGUUCAGUAUAUAUUACUGAGGUAAUCCUGUUUUAAAAGGCAGGAUCUUAAACAAAAAAAAUAUUUCUUUAUUCAUGGGUCACGAGGUGCAUUCCAGUUCUUGCUGAAAUAGUAAACUCUGUAUUACAAUCACUUGAGGUUUGUUGAGCAUUUUAAACUACCUUAGCAACCUUUGGAAUAUGUGAAGUUAGGAAUUUAAGUUGGCUCUUAAAGGAAAACUAUAGGGUCAGGAACACAAACAUGUAUUUCUGACCCUAUAGUGUUAAAAGUACCAUUUUGGUGUCUUUCCCCACACCUUAGCCACCUUAAAAAACCUUAUUUCCAGCGCCGUGUGGGUCUGCCGGCGCCCCAGUUCUCUGAAAAGGCAGUAUUUGCAUUAAAAUGCCUGAAGGGAAUGAUUAUACUCAUAAGAACAACUACAUUAAGCUGUAAUUGUUCUGGUGACUAUAGUGUCCCUUUUAAAAUAAAAAUUAAAGUCCCAUACAUAUACAAACCUCUUGCAUUAAUCAUUUUAGAUACUGUUAUGCAGACUUCACUGGAGCUAGCAGAUUUGAUUAGAACUUGUAUGGGUUUUUGGUCUUACUCUGUUAUUUAAGUGUAAAUACAAUAUCAUUUAUCUUUGAUUGUGAGAAUGGUUGAUUGGUUAAGUAAAGGUGUUCUGAAAUGAUCUCUGGGUUGUCAAACUAAAACUCCCAACCAAACGUGCACUAAAACUGCAAACCUCUCUUAUGCAAACCUUUACAUAGUUAAAUAGCUGAAAAGAGACUUGCGUCCAUCAAGUUCAGCCUUCCUCACAUAUGAUUUUGCUGUUGAUCCAAAAGAAGGCAAAAAACCCAGUCUGAAGUGCUUCCAAUUUUGCAACAAACUAGGAAGAAAUUCCUUCUUGACCAAAGAAUGGCAGUCAGAUUUAUGCUUUCAUCAAGCAGCUAUUACCCCACUAAUUAGAAAUGAUAUCUCUGUAUGUUAUAUAUUUGCAGGUAUUUAUCCAAUUGCAGUUUAAACAUCUGUAUGGACUCUGAUAAAACCACUUCUUCAGGCGGAGAAUUCUAUAGCCUUGUUGCUCUUACUGUAAAAGAAAACCUUUUCUUUGCCUUAAAUGAAAUCUCCUUUCUUCCAGCCUAAAUGUGUGACCUUGUGUCCUAUGUAUAGCCCUGUUUAUGAAUAGGUUUCCAGAUAAUGGUUUGUACUGGCCCCAAGUAUAUUUGUAUAAUGUUAUCAUAUCCUUACUGAGGUGCCGUUUUUCCAAACUAAAGAGAUUUACAUUUUUUAACCUUUCUUCGUAACUAAAAUGCUCCAUUCCUUUUAUCAAUUUUGUAUCUCUAGAGACUAGAAUUACUAUCCUGUACUAGGUUAUUUAUCUUGAAGUGGCUGCUUACCUGUGAUGUUUUGAACACUUGAAUACAAUUUUAAAAUUGAGGCUGACACUUCAUUGAUUGGCUUGGCUUUUUUGAAUAAGGAUCCAUCGUUCACGAGGAUUGGAUCACCUCGGAGCGUGCUUGUGUGAGUGAGUGUGGCACUAAUUUAUUUGUUACUUUCGCAACACUAAUUAAAUGAAUUGACUAGCUGAUGUCAUUAAAGAAUAAUACAUAUAUUUUGUGUGUGUGUAUAUUAGAAUUUUAUUUAUUUUUUGCUUAGGUGCAACAUCAGCGUUUCCAUAUAUAUCCAAAAAGGUAAUAGGUGCAUUCAUAGGUCUUGUUCCAAUGAUUCUUUUAUUUAGUUGUGCAAAUUACAUGUGCAAAAUCAAAUAAUUCCUGAUCCAGGAAUUACACACAUACUGAACAAAAUUAUAAACGCAACACUUUUUUGUUUUUGCCCCCAUUUUUUUCAUAAACUAAACUCAAAGGUCACCUGUGAGGUGGAUGGGUUAUCUCUGCAAAGGAGGAGUGCUCACUAACACAGAUUUAGACAGAUUUGUGAACAAUAUUUGAGAGAAAUGGGUAUUUUGUGUACAUAGAAAAAGUCUUUGAGUUCAGCUCAAGAAAAAUGGGGGCAAAAACAAGUGUUUAUUUUAUAAUUUUGUUCAGUGUCUUUGUGUAUAUAUAAUGUACAAUAUUUAUUUUAAGGUCGGACUUGUUUUUAAGCUGAAACGCCUAUCAAACGUUGCAAGGCUACUGUAGUAGAGAUUGGUAGGAGGUAAAGUCAGUUUUCAAUGUUCAAUAUUUAAUUACUCUUUGGUUAAAAUGUACUGUUAUUAGAAAUGAAAGAAGUGUUCUGUGUUGUUUGUGUGGAGCAUAUUUAUUAUUUCAAAGUGUUAACAUAUUUCUUAUCACUCUCUUGUUGCUCGUCUUGGAAUGCUUCACUGUUGUCCUUGGUGGUUCAUCCGGUAACCUUGGCAAUGUACACUUUUUUAUUUUUAAAGAACAGAACAUUUUCAUUUUCUUAACAGGAAAUCCAUGUUUAUAAAUAUCUCUUGUGAUGGGCCUUCAAGGGGUGGGUUAGCAUUAUGUGACUACUUCCAUAAAGUUGUAAUAUCCAAUUUGCUCAAAUUACAUGUCCUAUUUGACAUGUUUUGACCAUGAUAAUAAAUUAUCUGUCUCUUGUAUUUUUGUUUGGGGGAGGCUGUCCUGUAGCAUGCAUUUACCGCACACAUCUACCUUCUUUAUUAAAAAAGAGUGCUCAGCAGAUCAUUACAGAUCUGUGCUUGUCAGCUUUGAUUUACUUGCAAACUAUUCUUUUAGGUGUUUUUAUUAAGCUAUAAGGUGCAAGACUGCAUAUCCAAUAAUGUGAUUUGCACAGCACUCCCACUGGAAAAAAAAGGAUAGUUAAAGGACCACUAUAGACACCCAGACCACUUCAGCUCAAUGAAGUGGUCUGGGUGCCAGGUCCCCCUAGUUUUAACCCUGCAGCUGAAAACAUAGUCGUUUCAAAGAAACUGCUAUGUUUACACUGCAGUGUUAAUCCAGCCUCUAGUCCUCACAGAGUCCAGCGGCAAAUGAGUAAUGCUUUCCUAUGGGCAGGUUUGAAUGUGUGCGUCUGUGCACGUGCAUUUGGCUCCACUUGGAAGCUGACUUGGUGGGGGAGGAGAGGUCACCAGCGCCGAGGGAGCCCGGUGCUGGAUUAAGGCAAGUGGCUGAAGGGGUUUUAACCCCUUCAGCGCCAAGGGAGGGGGACACGCCCAAGAGACAAUAGUGCCAGGAAACGGGUUUGGUUUCCUGGCACUAUAGGAUCCCCUUAAGAUCAUACAAACAAUUUUAAGUUGGUUCUUGAGAACUCACUGCAGAUGCAGGAAAUCCUAGCACUCCAGAGCUAUUUGUUUUUUCUCCUUUUAAUGUGUUUAUAUGACCCAUUAAAAGGAGAGGUCUCCUCCUGACUGGAUUCUUCCUUUUUACGUCUUUUUUUUUGGGUGAUAAAGAAACUUGUCUUGGGAUUUAAAAGGCAAGCCAUUUACGCAGAGCUCCCAAGUUUUCACUUGCCAAUGGUGAGUGGAAACGUAGCACUGGUGUGUGGAAGCUUAUGGCCCCUCCACUAACGGUGUUGUCUGAAAACAGAACUUUUUUUUGUAACUGCUGUCAAACUGCUUUAUAUAUAGGGUAUCGGGGAGCAGCUUGUUCUUCCAGAUUAGGCUGGCAACUUUAGACCAUGAAGCCCGCUUCCAAUUUUUAUAUUCAUCAGACUGUCACUGUGACAGUGUGUAUUGGGAAAAAUUACCCUUUCUUUCUUUUCUUUUUUUACCCCCUUCCUUUGCUGCGGAGUCAUAAUCCUAGUGAUAAAUACUACAAAUAUGGAAUCCAUGGACCGGUUGCAUGAUGUGUACAUGUUUUGAAUUGUCAGAUACUGCUUGAGUCAUUUGUGGGCAAGUUGGCUGUGUGUACUGAUUCCCUAUCCAUUCACAGUCCACAUUGCAGGAGUAGAUUUGCAGUGGGUAGUUCUGUUUAGUAGCUGGGGUGCUUGAAAUUUUGAGCCCUGAAUGCUCCUUUGCAAGGGCAGAUUUUCAUUUUGCUUGUUAAGAUGUAGAAUAUUUGAGCUUUGCAUGUGGGUUCUUUAUGAUUUUGUAAUUUUGUAUUUUAAUUUUGCUUUGCAGGUUGAUUACACCGGAAUAGAGCCAGAUAAUCCAUGCUAUAAGUGUUCGAACAUCUCAUGGAACAGUACACCGUGUGUUUGUUUUAUUAAUUUCACACUGGACCGUGCAUUUGAGGUACUUUAUAAUGAAAUAUUUCUGUAUAAUUGUGGCCCUAAUGUUUAUUGUUAACUUAAGAUGUAAGAAAAGGCUCAAUCACGAUGGUGCUUAAGUGCCAAAAUGACAUCCCAGGUCUGUCCAAGGGGACUUAAACAUUGAUUUGAAUAAAAAAAAGACAAAAAAAAAAAACUGUGUACCCAAAUUCAACAUUCCUGCCUGGUAUUGUAAUUAACCUUUCAAGAAGUUGGAGAAGUGCUUGAGAAGGUAAAGUGCUAUAAAGUACAAAGUAAUGUCAGUAUGUUAACAGUGUAACCUUUAUUACACCUGCCGAUAUAAUAAGUAAAAUGGAUAAGUUCACUUCCAAAGCGUUGCUCUGAAGCAAAAUGUGGAUCACUAUAAGACUUUAAUAUAAUAAAAAUGCACAAGUGAUUCCACCUAUUUCUAGAGUGCUGUUGUUGAGGGAGUUGGUGUUAAGAUUGCAAGUGAGGGUAAGCACAUUUUAAUUCAAACAUGAGUAUGUAUUGGAAAAUGUCUAUCCCCGCCUAAGUCAAAAUAAGGUAAAAUAAAAAUUGAAUAUUUGAUUGUAUUUCAAUACUUAUAUUCCAGCUACAAUAAUUAGGUUUUUUGAGUCUGCAGUCAUCAAAAGUUUCACCCUGAUUACAAGAUUGUAAUAAGGAGUGUAAGUUAAUCACUUGAAAAUAUAUAUAUCCUUAGGUGUCCAUAUGUCAGACAAGAAGGAAAUGGGUAUCUUGACUGUAUCAAAACGCUAACCGCUUCUUUACCGCUCUCUCCCUUGCAAUCUAGCUAAACAGAACCAGGAUACAAAUAGAAAAAAAAUUCAAUGUUCAAUACAUGAAUUGUAAGUAAACAUGAGGCCAAGCAGCCAGACACUCGUUUCAGUGCUUCAAUGCACCUUCUUCAGCGGCCAACCCGUAUCUGGUAGAAUGCAAGGUGUUUAUAAGGCUUAUAAGGUGUUUUUCUCCUUCCAACCCUUUUGUUAAAGCCAAUGGUAAAUGCCUCCGAGACCAUAUGAUUGCCGGAGAAUGGUGUUUUGGCACUUGUGCACUAGCCUCCCAUUGCUUUCAUAUGGGAAAGGAUUGUAUUGGCAGAGGUUAUCAAGAUUGAUGAUCUCAGCCAAAUAAGUGGUGGCUGCUGUGUAGUGAACACUGAGGCAAAGGUGGAAAGGUAAAUAAACUUGCCUUACUCCUUAACUCACUAGGUUUGAGGGUUGCAGUACCUUAACUAAUUAGCUGCUCACUAUAGCAUUAUCAAUACCUGUUGGUGUGUGUGUGUGUGUGUGUGUAUAUGUAUGUAUGUAUAUAUAUAUAUAUAUAUAUAUAUAUAUAUAUAUAUAUAUAUAUAUAUAUAUAUAUAUAUAUAUAUAUAUAUAUAUAUAUAUAUAUAUAUAUAUAUAUAUAUAUAUAUAUAUAUAUAUAUAUAUAUAUAUAUAUAUAUAUAUAUAUAUAUAAAAUUUAUUAUUGUCUGAAGUGAGAAUUUAAAGGCCAAAGUAGACUAAAUGGGAAACUAAUUCAGCUGUGAUUCCUGUUCAGCUACUUUGGCCUAAAGUUUGAAACUUACUUUAAUGAACCACCCAAUAUAGUGUUCCUUUAGCUCUUCAAUGCAUUCUCCUGGUUUAUCCAGAACUACUCUUUUUGAAUGACAUAUAAGUACACUUUCUAAUCGGUCAUAUCAUGUUACUCUCGGAAUUAUGGUAGAAACUGUCUGUAUUACCCAACACUGUAUAUGUAAACCUCUGCUGUUUCUUUUACAGAGUACAGUGUUUAUGUAUUAUGGGCUUUCCAACUUCUAUCAGAACCAUCGUCGUUAUGUAAAGUCCAGAGAUGACAGUCAAUUAAAUGGAGACAAGAAUUCUCUUCUUGUAAGUAAUACCGCAUGGUUUGACUUGCGCCAUGUGCUCAGGAAGGGAAUGAAAUGCCUUUUUGGUUAUUUAUGUAAAUUGUUUUUAUUCUAAAGGCUAAUAACAUCAUCUAGGUUUGAAACGGUGUUUGAGACAUAGGUUGCUCAUAAAAUUAUAUCUGAUAUAAAUGUGUUUGUGUCAUGAGUGCCGAUUAAUGGCGUUUUGUGAAGUUUCUAAUUUACAACCAUGUGUAACAGUUUGUUGCAUAUAUUACUUGCCCUCUCAUAAAGUCUCCACUCCGUUUCAGAUGGACUCGUAAAAUUACUGUGUAAGUUUAACCUGCCAGCUGUGUUGAAACAAACUCCUUGUAAUUCUGAUACUGUCGUGACCAAACUGGUAGAAACAAACAAUAUAACUAUAGUCCCACGCAAAUUGUUUAUAAUUAGUGUUGGCAUGAAAGCCUAUUUUUCAUUAUAAAACGGUUGCAUUUUUUAAGAACUAUUUGGUGAGUAAAAUAGGCACUAAAAUAGAUUUGCUAUUUAUUUAUAUUCUCCCUAUAUUGAUGUCAAAGGUAACCACAAAUAUAAUUGAAAGUGCCGCUUCUGUUUAUUGUGAAUUUAUAACAGUCGUUUAUAGCAGUGCACUUUAGCUUUCUCUCAACAUUUCAAGGGCCUGUUUAAUAAUUAAUAUGAUCUUAAUCAAUGAAACACUAAAGUGGUUAUUUAAUGGAAGCUGAUGGUGGGGUUUACCUUUUAUAUUGACCUUGUCCACAUUUUUCAAAGUGGUUUUGUUAGAACGGAGAUAGGAAAAAGUGUUUUUAUAUUUAGUGUCAAAAUGCUGCAGUUCAUCUAUUGCACUGCUUGUACAUUAUAUUUGUUUGUCACCCCAUAGAUCAGUGGUUUCUGCUCUCUAGUAUAUACAGUGCAGAUAAACAAACACUGACACACAUAUACAAACCAGCAGGAGGGUAGCUGGAGCUAUUUGGAGUUAAAGGCUUGCUGUUCUUCUGGCCCCCACCUGCCUCCCUGCACUGCUGGGAGGAAGUAACGGUCUCUCACAUGCUCCAUGCACUCCCUGUAGAAAAGGGGUUUGCUAGCGGGGUUAAAGGACCACUAUAGGCACCCAGACCACUUCAGCUCAAUUAAGUGGUCUGGGUGCCAGGUCCCUCUAGUUUUAACCCUGCAGCGGAAAACAUAGCAGUUUCAGAGAAACUGCUAUGUUUCACUGAGGAGUAAUCCAGCUUCUAGUGGCUGUCUCGCUGACAGCCGCUAGAGGUGCUUCCGCGAUUUUCACUGUGAAAAUCACAGGGAGAAGACUCUGAACGUCCAUAGGAAAGCAUUGAGUAAUGCUGUUUGAAUGCGUGUGCGGCUCUUGACGCGCAUGCACAUUCGGAUCUGACGUCGGCAGGGGGUGGAGAGUUCCCCAGCACAGAGUGAGCCCGGCGCUGGAGAAAGGUAAGUGGCUGAAGGGGUUCUAACGCAUGACCAGGUCGCGUGUCUGUUUGGUGGCCCUAAAUGCAUGGGACACCCAAAAGUUUCCAACUUGUGCGGUGCAGCUUUUACUGAUCUGCCACAGAUGAUGUGCAAAUCUGUGACAACUGAAAAGAAUACACUGAAUCGCAAACCAUAUAAGUAGGUGCCACACUUGUUGCAAUUCAUCCCCGAGAUAAUUUUGUAAUUUAUAAAGAUUUGCUUUUUUGUUAAAAUGUCAUUAUAUUGUUUAAAAAGGUCUUAUGUUUGUCACAUCAUCAACAUCUCUCCUGACCAGAUUGCUCUUCUCUCCUGGAUUCAUUAGUGUGUGGGUGUGUAUAUAUACAUAUGUGUGUGUUUUAUAUCCACACAUAAUUAUCCUCUUUAUGACCUCCCAGGUAUGCAAAGCAUUUAUUUUCGCAUCAUUCUUUCUUCUUUCUUCAUAGUCUUUCUUCUUCACCCUUUUCUUGACAUAGAGUGUAAACAUGGCCGGAAGAUACAUUCUUGCCUUUGUUUUUGCAUUGUCUCUUUUUAGCUGCUUGGUCUCAUUUACUUGAAUUCCAUGUUUUUCAGUUCAAUGUGUUUUUUUUUUUUUUUCCAUAAUUAGAAUCCCAGCAAGGAAUGUGACCCAUACGGAACCAGUAACGGCAAACCAAUUGCUCCAUGUGGUGCCAUUGCCAACAGCAUGUUUAAUGGUAAGAUUUUGGUCCAUGUAUCAAACUAAAUUUAUAUUUAUUAAUACAUGAUUUUAACAUUGCACUGUAAUUAUGACUUUGUGAAUUUAUUUUUAUAUAUUUUUAUUUUAUUGUGUUUACCUAAUUGGUGUAUGAGGCAUGUAUUAUUAUGGCUUGAGAAAGGCUCCAAGUGUAUUGAAACUUUGCCUUAUUGGUUUUAAUGGCUGAAUUAGCCACCAUUAUAUAAGGAUCUUUCCGCUUUACUUGAUAAGGUUCGGUUGAACAGGGACAAUAACACCGCCACCAAUAUGCAUUAGUUAUGUUUUGUUUUUUUGUAGUGCAUUGAAAUAUACAUAAUAUGACACUGACAUGUAGCAUUGCUAAACAGUGGAAUGCAGGUUUAGGGUUAGAGCAAAAAAUGUCAAGAGGGACUGCACGGUUUUUUUUUUUUUAUUUUUUUUUUUAAGGUAAGUAUGUAAAGCAGUGUCAAUCAUGCUAGGCAGACAUGUAAUGAAAUCAGUAGGUAACAAGCUGGUUUCAAGAAGGGAAAAACUCAGGCUGACAGCAUUACACUUUUACACCAUCCCGAUGUAUUCAUAUGCAGGUAUACACCAAAUUGAUUCAACAAAAAUAGAGCGAGAGAAGUGGUGGUGCUUGGCUUAGUGUUGGGUAAAAUGUUGCUAAACAAGGGGGGGUGACAGUAGUCCACCAGACUCUGUUUCCAGUGCCGUCCGAGACUAUCCCCUGUUGAGGGUGGAUGGAGGAUUAGGGUGACAGGCGCUGCUGAACGUGAACUAUCCUCCGCCUUGGUCGACGAUGCAGGGUAUACAAGCCCCCUGUGGCCUUCGGCCUAGAUGAGUGAAGCGCAGGAUGUACAGGCAGUCUCCGAAAAUUUUCACCCUCUAGUAGGCCCCUGUUCCUUUGGUCGGCUGUGGUGGUUGCCAUAUGGUGCUAGAGCUUGAGCCAGAAGCGUUGGAAGUGGUGGUAGAGCUGCACCGCGUCACUGGGAGGCUUCUGGAGGGGACUCGUGCCACGUGAGUCCAUGAGAGUACCUUCCGCCAUGUUGCAGCUUUGCUUGCAAUGUACAGAUGGUUGCAUGGUGUGAUAUAGGUAUGCACAAGCCAGGUCUGUCAGUACUGAGAGGACCGGGAUAUGUGCAGCGGAUCCACGUGAAGGGCUAGGUCGCAAGGAGAUCUGCCCCCUCUCCUUAGUCCAGGCCCCAGUAGGCCGAAACAGGAACCUCGGGCACGCGCUGGUGAAAAUGUUCGAGCAAGGUAGGAGAUUGUUUGCCCAGGCCCUGCUGGAGGAUAUGUCAAUGUCUGAGCAAAUAAACCCCAGAAUCAGGCACAAAUAGGCAAUUUGCAACUAGAAACUCAGGAGCUCAGGUUAGACACAUCUGAUCAGCUUAGAGGUCCUCUCCUCCCCCUUCUCCCCUCAAGUGUAUUUGUUUUGAGUGCCUAUCACCAAUUUUGAAUUCAUACAUUUAUUUAUUCUAAUUCUUAUUUAAAGUACAGUUUAAUUUAUUUAAACCUGCAGUAAAAAUUGUGGUGUUUUUUUUUUAUUUUUUUGUUAUUCUAGUAACUGUUUCAUCAGUUGUAGGCUAGUUUGUUUGUGCUGACAUGUUCUCUCUACACUUGUAGAUUCUUUAAGCUUAUAUCAGUUUGUAAAUGGAGUACAGAUGAACAUCACAUUGAAUAAUAAGGGAAUUGCAUGGUGGACAGAUAAAAAUGUCAAGUUCCGAAAUCCUACUGGAAAUGCGAGUGACCUGGCUGAAGUUUUUAAAGGUAAGAAUAAAACAGGCAAGAAAAUAUAAUAUGAUUUUAUAACAGUAACGUGUUUACAGCUGUAUGCUUAAUCAUGUGCAUGAGGGCUGUUUUGCUUUAGGAAAAAAAUGGAAAUUGCUUGCAAAUGAUGGCUGAAAAAAGAAAGGAAAUUGAGCAAGGAACUGGUGAGCCAAUACAGAGAGAACCUCUUAAAUGGGGGAUACCCCUAUUGAUAAAUGGCAAAAAGAAAGAGGGAAAAAUAGGAGGAUUUAUGUGUAUCCAAACCGUAAUAAACAAUAGGUAUGUGGACUAAUGUAGAUAAUAUCCAAGUGGAACGAUAUCUAAUUCAGUCAGGAAUUGGCUGAACAAAUGAAUAAAGCUUAACAUUUAAUAAGAAUAAAGCUUAAAAGGAUAACGUAGCCUAAAUAUAAAUCACCAAUAUAAGGACCUACCAAUCAGUCUGCCUGCCUGUCUCCCAUGGCCCUGGAGGCGUGUCAGCGGGACCCACUGGGAAUCGCCCUGCGACCCACACUUCGGGAAACUCUGGUCUAGUUCUAUCUCUCAACUUAUUAUAGCCUAGUAGGUGUUCCUAGCGUCUUUCUGCUCUGCUAGUAUUUCACUAUAAUUUAAGAGGGCUUUUUUGCCAUAUAGACCUCUAAACAGCUAUUGCAUAACAUUUGGCUAACCUAUUCCAUUUUUUUGCUAAUUAACCGUAUUUAUGAGGAAGAUAGGUAGGUGCGCUUUGCAAUAUUUAGCAGACUUUUUUUUUUUCGAGGUUCCUCUUGAUAAAUAUGCCUCCUACACAGCUAUUGUGCUACAUUUAGCCAACCCACCCUAUUUUUUUUUUUGCAAGUUUCUUCUAUUUAUGAGGAUUGUAGGUCCUUAUAUUGGUGAUUUUUAUAUUUAGGGUACGUUACCCUUUUAAGCUUUAUUCUUAUUAAAUGUUAAGUUUUAUUCAUUUGUUCAGCCAAUUCCUGACUGAAUUAGAUAUCGUUCCACUUAGAUAUUAUCUACAUUAGUCCACAUACCUAUUGUUUAUUACUGUUUGGAUACGCAGAAAUCCUCCUAUUUUUCUCUUUUAGUUGCUUGCAAAUGAUCAGCACUACUUCAAGGAUUGGCAUGCAAGUGAAUGGAAACCCUUGUGACUGUACUGUAUGUGCACAUCUUCCUGUCGUUCCUGUGGGACAGCAAAGUAAAGUCACAUGUAACAUUGCAGUCCUUGCAAUGCUUCUCCUGCUGGUUUCAAUGUGAAACCAGGGAAUGGAUCUCAGCUACCUCCUUUGAAAUAAUUUUAUUUGACAUGAUAUACAGACAAUUAAUAAUCUGGUUUCUCAUUCUUUCACUUUCUUGUUACAGGCUUUUAUCUAUGUUUGCAUUAUAUCAUUUUAUAUUUCUUCUACCUUUUUUCCACAUUUGCAGUGUCUUGGUUAAUCACUUAUCCUAUGUUUUGCAUUCAUAAUAGGAACAACAAAUCCAAUUAAUUGGAGGAAACCAGUGUAUGAGCUUGACCCAAGUGAUCCAGAGAACAAUGGGUUUAUAAAUGAAGAUUUUAUCGUAUGGAUGCGUACUGCUGCAUUGCCUACAUUCCGAAAGCUUUAUCGUCUUAUUGAGAAAAAAGAUGCAUACCCAGCCUUGGCACCGGGGAAUUAUUCUCUAAGAGUUGAAUAUAGUAUCCUUUUGUACAGAGGCUACAAGGGCAUUUCCAAUGAUAUCUUCAUAACAAGUAAAAAUGUAAAUAGUGAUAUCUGAAAUAUACAUGAAAGAUAAUCCGUGAUAUACUGAAACUUAUUUAUAAAAGGGACUUAGCUUGUAAACCUGCUAAUGUAAAUUGCUACUGUGGAACCUUGAAUGAAAUUAUAUUUACAGAUAUUACACAUAUUUUGAUUGCUUCCCCUAUAGGAAGUUGGUAUUUGAAAGGUGUGAAAAAUAAAAUGUUUAAACUCACAUUUUAUCCUGCAACUGGAUACUUCCGUCUUAGCUCCCUGUGAAUGUAGCUCUGUCCUUUGCACUUGGCUGUUUUCCUAUAGAUAUUUUCAGAUUAUCCUGUACUCAGCUUUGAUGGAAGGAAACGGAUGAUCCUGAGCACCAUUUCGUGGAUGGGAGGAAAGAACCCGUUUUUGGGAAUUGCAUACAUUACUGUGGGCUCCAUCUGCUUUUUCCUUGGCGUUGUCCUGCUCAUAAUACAUCAUAAAUAUGGAAAUCGGAACACUAGUGCCGAUAUUCCAAGCUAAAUCUGUCAAAAACACAUAUAUACUGUAUUGCAUGUGCAUCUGGGCAGGUCAAAGCAACGCACAGGCUUGUAUUCUGGCUUUCCUCUGUAGUAUUCUGAUUCUUAUUUAUUGAGUGGAAAUCAUUUUAAGGCAUUUUAUAUGUUGCAUUUUGGAAAAAGAAACAAGUAAAUGACCUACCUGAUUUAAAGGAAAUAAAAACUGUGCAGUAUGUGCUUUUUUUGAAAAGCACAUUAUUUACUCAUGUUUCAACCCUUCAUAUCAGUCAUGCUGUUAAAGAAGUGAGUUAUGUAUGUAUUUUUUUUUUUUUUUUUUGUGUGUGUAUGUUUCAUUCUGGUAAGUUUAGUUGUUCUCAGAUAUAGUACAGGUUUAAGAUUUUAUCUAAGCUGCAAACUUGGAUUGUUGGUAGUCUUUAAAGGGGCAGUCGAAGUAGCUUAACUGCUAAAGCAUUUCAUAGUGUGGUUAUGGUGCUUGUAGUCUAUGGGUACAACCCAUGUGUCAAACCAUUUUGGGAAAAAUGGGGACUGCUAAACACGCGUAAUUCUGCUUAUUGCUUGCCAUAUUGCAUUGCCAAUACAAAUUUUACACUUCCCUAUUAAAGCAAUACUCCAAGCACCAUGAGCACUUCAGUGAUUUGAAAUGGUCGUGGUGCCUGCAGUCUGUAUGUGCAGUGUUUCAUAGCAAAAUGCUGCAAAUAUUGAGUUUAACCCCUCUGCUGCUGGAGAUUUAUCUCCAACACCGGCAGCGCCAUUAACCCACAUUUCCACAGGCUGCAAGAGGGAGUGGUGUCAGUGUAGAAGUAGCUGGAAUGGUAAGUUUUAGCAGGUAUAUUUUAUCUUUAUCUAAUUUACUUUUAGAGAGGAAAACCAGGAAAGGAAGGGUUAUUUUAACCUAAAACAGUGGUUACAUUGAUAUGCUGAGAGUGUUGGGGCAAGCAAUUUGUUGUUGUACUGUGCUGGACUGGUUAUGAUGCUUAGACUGAUCCUUUAAACAAUGGUUAAACUUCUUUACAGAUCUGACAAAUAAUGGCUGGAUUUAAAUUGUGCAGGGUCUUCAUCUGAGUUUGGGGAAUUAAGAUUUAUUAUUUUCUUCAACUUUGUAAAGGUUUUAAUUUUCUACAAUUGAAAAAUAAGCCAUAACAAUAAGGAUCUAUGGCAUGCAUGCAACAUUUUUAUGUAGUUCUUGAGUCAUAAGGAACUGCAUUGGCAGUUUAAAAUUAAUUUUUAUGUUGCUUGUCCUACUUUUGGAUCAACAAUUAGACCAACAUUUUUUACCUUAUUGUUAAAGACCCCUAAACAUUAACUGUUCUGUUCUAAAUAAAAACAUAUAUUUAGUUUGACCUUGCAUGCUAGCACAAAACUCAACUUUUGCACUAUUUUCAUUUUCAUGCAAGACUGCAUUACAUUCCAUUUUAUUAAAUUAAAAAUGUCACAUGCUUAUGUGAAGAGAACAUAAAAGCAGUUAAAUACUUCUUCCAACCCAAGUGUACGAACUCUUGGCACCUUUAUGGUGAAGAAUCCAGCACUCAGUGUUCUUUAAUAGUCAUACCCUGUAGUACACAUAAAAGGGAUUAUUUUAAAAAAAUAAAUAAAAUAAAAAAUAAAAAAAUUGGUGGGGGUUAAUCAGUUUGAGCGCCAUAAAGUUUACUAGUAUUUGUCUCAGAAAUGUGAUUGUUUUAAAGGUGGCAUUUAUUAAAUUAUUUUCAUGCCGGUCUUUAGAAAUCACCCUUACACCUUUCUCAUAUCCGAUAAUAAGCGUCUGCAAAUAGUGUGGUUUUACAUGAAUGCUCAUUAGUUUUUCCAUCGUAAGCUUCCGCACUAAGCUCCUCAGAAUGGAAUAUCCAGAAAAACCUUCAACUUUUGUCCACUAAAGGUUACUCUUCGUGAAGAAAUAUAUAAAAGUAAUUCACUAACACAAGGUUGUGCUUUCUUUUAUACUACUAUGCAACACAUCUUUUGCACAUAGCUUCUAGAGCAGGCUUCCCCAAACUAGAGUAUAUAAGUGUAUAGAUUCUUUUAUUUUGAGCCCAAAUCCAAAUUUGUUUUUCAUUGGCUUAAGGAAAAUUAACCAUAGAGUUCCAGUGAACUAAGCAACGUAUUGUAAAUUUCUUUGAUACCUAAAGGGUUCAUGUAUACUGUAAUUGUUUUAUGUUUAGCAUAAAAAGUUUCACUUUUUCCAAAUUACAUAUGAACACUUUACACAUGCAUAUCUUUAGAGCAUAUAUAAACAGAACAUGUAUUUUUAGUUUGUGUAUAUUCUGUAUAUGGUGAGGUUUCUUGUAAUUUCUAUAAUGGUGUGAAUAUUCCUUCCUGUUGAAUAAUUGCAAUAUUGAAGUUUAUUUUACUUUCUAAUUUAAAUUUCUGCAUUCCUUUUACUGUUUUCUGCUGUGCUAUAAUGGUUAACAAAGGUCAUAUUGUUGACAGGAAUCCUGCUGAAACAUGCAUAUAUUAUCUGUCUCCAUUGUAUGCCAAAAUAAUGAUGUAUAGUAAUGUCUAGUUUUAAGCUUUGAGUUUUGAAUGAAAGCUUUAACGAACCCAUUAAAAUCUACUAUUUCUUAAUGCUUUGUAGUUUGCAUUAAACAAUCUUUUUUGUUGGCUUUCCCAGUCUAACUGCCUUAAUGUUUAGGUGCAGCAACAGUUGCCUAUGCCUCUAAAAUCAAGACUUCUUCAAAUCUCAGACUAUCUAAGCACCAAAAUUACUAAAGAUUUUGUAGGUGUUAUGUUGCAAGUAGUUUUUGUGCAGCCCCUUUUAUGUGUGUGGGUUAUUUUUUUAUUUUUUAUUUUUUUGUAGCAGCCCCUCUUCUUCCAUCGUGAAAAUGCAGAUGUUUUAUUCUGCAUUAUCCAUACAUGUUUUUUUUGGAAAAUCAUUUUUAU
Messenger RNA from Pelobates cultripes (western spadefoot toad), 25671 nucleotides. NCBI's taxonomy places the organism in Eukaryota, Metazoa, Chordata, Amphibia, Anura, Pelobatidae. The record is from the annotation of a GenBank genome assembly.